AUGAAUGUGACUAAAAGGAAGUUCAAUGCCCUUCUAAAUGGCAUUGGCAAUAAAUCAACGACCUCACUCUCCUCCCAAAAGGAUGUCAACAAUGAUUCCAGCGUUGAUUUAACAGCUAGCUCAACGACCGACCAAGCAGACUCACAGCCCAAGAAGCGUCGCACUAGCGGUUCAACUUCGAAAGACAUAGAAACAGUUUCCACGGUGAAAACUCUCGCGACGAAGCUCUCUGCCACAGCAAACAUGACACAUAAGAAAGCCGCAUCUGUCGCAACCACCCCAUUAAACAUGGAGAGUCCCAAGUACGCGCCUUGGGAUCGAGAAGAAUUCCUGAAGCGUCUGAAAUCAUUUUCGAACAUUGCAGAUUGGACGCCCAAGCCAGCGAAGGUUAACGAGGUAGAAUGGGCGAAGAGAGGGUGGGUGUGUCAAAAGAUGGAAAGAGUCAGAUGCUGUCUUUGUAAUGUGGAGAUACUGGUAAAACUCAACCAGAAAGUGGUGGACGGAAAGGUGCAGCCUGUGUAUAUUGAGGAUAACAUAGAAGAGGCUCUGGUGGAGAAGUAUGUUGAGCUCAUUGUAUCUUCGCACGAUGAGAGUUGCCUCUGGAAGCAAAGGGGCUGUGACGAUACGAUAUUCAAAUUACCGCUCACGCACGCACCGACGACACUUGAAAGUCUCCGCGGACGAUAUGACGAAUUGCUAGCUAGGAAGGCCCACCUCCCAUAUGACUUCAACAUACGGACACCGUCUGGUUUUGACUACGACACUGUCUUGAAUUACCUUCCUAAGAACUUCUUCGCUCCAGCCACCCAAACAGAUGUAGAGAAUGCUUCAACCCCAGCUGUGAAUAAAGUUGCAUUUACGAUGGCGUUAUUUGGCUGGCAGGGACAAAGACACGAACGUUUAGGGGAUCAGUUGGACUCAUUAUCUUGCCAAGCAUGUUUCAGGAAUCUUGGACUGUGGCUAUUCAGAAGCAAAGAAGUUAAUAGCUCAGGUGAAGAAGUGGUUCGAGCCCCGAUGAGCUAUUUGGAUACCGUUGAGGAACAUCGAGACUAUUGCCCUUGGAGGAACGCAGUAUCACAGAAUGGGUUGAAAGCGGCAUCGGUGUCAGAAACUACAGCUGUCCCAGGAUGGAAGGUUGCGAUACGGGUAUUGAAGAAUGAUUAUUACUUACGGACAGGAAAAGAUCCGAAACAAAGUAUUGCGGAAGUUACCAAACCAGUGGAUGACCAGGCUAGCGAAUUUGGUAGUAUAAUGGACGACACGGAAGAUGUGAAAGUUAGAGACGAAAAGGAUAAGGAGCGGUGGGCUCGGUUGAGGAGAGUGAAGAGUCUUUUUGAUACGAAGAACAAAAGGAAGUCUGCAGCAAGUGUGAAGGAAAAGGCAAAAGGCACCUCAGGCUUUGCUCCCCAGAACUCUUUGGGCUCGUCCGAGACACCCAGCUUUCGCUCUCGCUCCCCUGACAAAAACAAACCGCAGCAUCAGAACUUACCACGAUCAACUUGGACGACUUCGGACUGGGAAGGCUCAUCACCAUUUAGAGACUUCAAAGUUCCAUCUCCUCUCAGUGAGAUUGGUAACUCGACAUCGAUUCUUUCGCAAGAUACACCUGGAUCGACAUCCUUUGUUUUUGGCGAAAAGCGUUUGAGUGCGCCAACGACCGAGUCUCCUAUACCUUUUGUAUUUGGCGCUUCCAAACAGCAUAGCGAUAACAAGAUGGUCAACGAACGCUCUCCCGCAAAAGUGCCUUUGCGACCGGUCGUACCUAACACUCAAGCGCCACAGAUGUCUCAAAGCUCCGAUUAUCCCAAACCCUCUCAAUCAAAUGUUCCUCAAUUUGGCCAGUCGAGUCUUCCUCAAUCACCGCUUCCAAAGAUUCCGCAGAAGAGUUCGAACAUGUUCAUCCAGCCAAAAUCAAGACCUGAGCACCAUAGAGAGAAUGAUAGACCAGCACAUCCACAUAUGGAUGCUAUAAAGGAAAAGGCGAAAGAGUUCUUCAACCCCUUGAUUCCUCGAGCACCCGCGGCAUACAAUGCGCCAGUCGCUGCCCCAAUGCCUGCUGCAACAACUUAUACCACGACCAAAGCAGCACCAGCGCCAACCUUCAGUUCAUUUGGGGGAACAUCUAGCUUCUCUACUGUUAAUGGCAGAUCUAACUACAUUGAUCUUACUCUGAGCAAUCACCGUGCGACAGAAAAUGAUUAUGAUCCGUUUUCAUUUGUCGACCCUGCCAAAGCGCAAGCUGAUCUAAAGGCCCUGUUCGAAGGGGUCAUCGACGAUGAUGACGAAAUCCCACGUACCAGAUCUCGCAGAAAGAAGAAGGAGGCCGAAAUUGAGGAUCUUGCAGAUAAAUUGAAAGCGAUGGAUGUGCAAGAAGAAGAAAAGUUCGAGGUUGAAGAAGAGGAAGAUGAUGGGACAGUUGAGGGCAUCAAAGUCAAAUUACUUCCUCACCAGACAGAAGGCUUCGACUGGUUGAUGGCUAAGGAGCUGGGCACAAGUAAGAAGAAGGGCAAAGCUCCUAAGGGAGGAAUUUUGGCAGACGACAUGGGUCUAGGCAAAACCUUGCAAUCUAUCGCGCUCAUUGUCAACAAUCCGAGACCUAAAGACGCUGAUUCGAUUGCCAAGCGCAAGCUUCCUGCCGGUGUAGAGAAAUGUACUUUGGUUGUGGCUCCUCUUGCUCUCAUCCGACAAUGGGAAUUGGAAAUAAAGGAUAAAGUGGAAGAAAGUCAUUCGCUUCGAGUAGUUGUCCAUCACGGACCACAACGGACCAAACGUUUUUCAGAUUUGAAGAAGUAUGACGUUGUUAUCACAACCUACCAGAUCUUGGUAUCCGAGUUUGGAAACUCCUCUACUGAUGAAGAUGGUCUGAAAGUCGGCUGUUUCGGUCUCCAUUGGUACCGUGUUAUCCUUGACGAGGCUCAUACCAUUAAGAAUAGAAACGCAAAGGCAACUCAGGCAUGCUAUGCUUUGCGGAGCGAGUAUAGAUGGUGUUUAACGGGAACGCCCAUGCAAAACAAUUUGGAUGAACUUCAAAGUCUCAUCAAAUUUCUACGGAUCCCGCCGUACGACAAUGUCAGGGAAUUCAAGGAUCAGAUCGAUAAGCCCAUGAAGAACGGUCGAGGUGAUUUGGCAUUGAAGCGUCUUCGUACUAUUCUGAUGACCUUCAUGAAAAGACGUACAAAGGAUAUUCUUCUUAAGGAGGGAGCAUUGAAUCCUGGUGGUAAGCCAUCGGCUCCCGGAGCCGCAAGUACCACUGGAUUUAAAGUUACGGAGCGUAAGAUCGUGAAGAUAGCAGCUGAGUUUUCGGACGAAGAACGGCGAUUUUACGAGCGUCUCGAAGCCCGUACCGACGCCAGUAUCGAACAGAUGAUGAGUGGGGAAAAGAUUAAUUAUGCGAGCGCUUUGGUCAUGCUUUUGCGUUUGAGACAAGCUUGCAAUCAUCCCAAGCUUGUCGGCGGAAAGCUUGCAACAGACAGCGAUGCUCUUGCAGCUGAAGCGGGUCCCUCAAAGAAAGCUAAAUCAACAAGCUCAGAAGUCGACGAAAUGGCCGACAUGUUUAGCAGCAUGGGUGUAACAUCGAAGAAAUGUGAAGUGUGUCAACUUGAACUUGGCAAGCAAGCUAUCGAAGAUGGAGCAGUCCGGUGUUUGGAUUGCGAAGCGGAUCUUGAAGGCAUUGAGAAAAAACCCAAAUCUAAGCGGGAGAAAAAAGAGAAGAAACACAAGCACCGUCAUGAGAAAAAGGUGGCCAAAGAGAUCGUAAGGAAACCUCGAAAUCGGGCUAUCAUCACUGAUAGUGAUGAUGAAGAGGAGACUCAGGAGGGCUCUUGGGUCGUACCCGAAGAUCAACGAGGCUCUCUGAAGCUUGGGAAAGCUGGAGGUGUUGAUGAUGAGGAUGCUGAAGGUGGUGGAAGGUGGCUUGACUCGGACGACGAUGACAGCUUUCCAGAUGUCAAAGACAUUGGGACGCAGAAGAAACCUAUCAAGCUCGAUGAAUCUGCUACCGAGUCGGACUCCGAUGAAGACUCAGACUCAGACUCGGACUCAGCCUCAGAAUCUGGAGACGAAGUGGAAGAUGAAUUUGGUUCUGACGAGGAUAAAGAACUUUCAACUGUUGCGACGUCAACAAAGAUCACACAUCUCAUGAAGAUUCUGGGCAAUGAAGUGGCGGAGCACAAGUUCAUUGUCUUCUCGCAAUUUACAUCGAUGUUGGAUCUCAUAGAGCCAUUUCUACGUCAGAAAGGAUUUAAAUUCACGCGAUAUGAUGGCAAGAUGAAGAACGACCUACGCGAAGCCAGUCUCAAUCGGCUUCGUAACGAUCCAAACUGUCGGAUCCUGCUGUGCAGUCUGAAAUGUGGAUCUCUAGGCCUGAAUCUGACCGCAGCUACUCGAGUAGUAAUCCUCGAGCCUUUCUGGAAUCCGUUUGUUGAAGAGCAAGCCAUCGAUCGAGUACAUCGUCUGACUCAAAAAAUUGAUGUGAUUGUGUAUAAGAUCACAGUCGCGGAUUCUGUAGAGGAGCGAAUUUUGGACCUCCAAGAGAAGAAAAGAGAACUUGCCAAACAAACCAUCGAGGGUGGUAAACAAGGAGGUAUCGGCAAGCUUGGUAUGAAGGAGAUUCUGUCACUCUUCAAGCGUGAUGCAGAACAUUCCCAUCCGGUGCAACCCGAUCAGCUUAAUCUGCACACUAAGCCAAGGAUUUUGAAGGAGAUGGGAGUGACCAGUUCUUCCAACGAUUACUCAAGUUCACGAGAACGCAAAGCCACGCCACCCAUGCGGCAAAGCACUGUAAAGGAAGACGAAGUCUAUGGUAGACGAUGGUAA
Messenger RNA from Glarea lozoyensis ATCC 20868, 4815 nucleotides. RefSeq names its product P-loop containing nucleoside triphosphate hydrolase. Lineage: Eukaryota; Fungi; Ascomycota; Leotiomycetes; Helotiales; Helotiaceae. The transcript is spliced from 7 exons. The coding region runs from base 1 to 4815 and encodes 1604 amino acids. Gene Ontology annotation, cellular component: cytoplasm. Gene Ontology annotation, molecular function: ATP binding; zinc ion binding; ATP-dependent chromatin remodeler activity. The record is from RefSeq and is a predicted model, not a curated record.